CGAAAGACGCACGGCUAAUAUCUCAGAAUGCAUUCAGGUGACGAAGGGACAUGUCCCGAAGCAAGGCACUCUCAUACCUCACAAAGAAAGAGCACUAAGUAUCUCCCUAGCAACUGUCUGAAAGUGAGAAGCGUCACUUCAGUAAGUACGGAAAGCUGCUGCGUGGAGGCUCACUUGGUAAAAGAACUAAGGAACGAAUGUACUUCGACUCCGGCGACUUCGCUCUUUCCGCUGGUAAUUGCGAGACGGAUAAUGGUGCUAUCCAAACAGGAAAAGAGCAUCCCCACCGUGACAGCAUUUCGCAUCCUUACGCCGCUAUCCCAGCCGCGAGCAAUGUUGAUAAGAAUGCAAACGAAGACCUGUAUAGGAGGAGUGCAAGCCCUGCAACGAGUCCUCUCCUGCAGCAGACAAAUUUCAAAGAUCAAGGAUCCAAAAAGGAUGAGGGACAGGAUAAGCCAGCCUCUCAAGACUGUUAAAACGGAACUAUGGCCUUCAGAUUGAUGAUAUUAUUUAACAGGAUAGCAAGAGUAGCACAAACAGUGAAUAGGUUUCGUGCAGGAGU
Aspergillus nidulans FGSC A4 is the source of this 562-nucleotide messenger RNA. RefSeq lists its product as uncharacterized. The transcript has 2 exons. The record is from RefSeq and is a predicted model, not a curated record. Bases 28 to 501 code for a protein of 157 amino acids. NCBI's taxonomy places the organism in Eukaryota, Fungi, Ascomycota, Eurotiomycetes, Eurotiales, Aspergillaceae.